GUUUUAGAAAUGUUCGGAAUGACGGGAGGAGGAAUGGGAGGAAUGGGAGGAAUGGGGCAGACAAAACAUUCCAUCCAGGAGUGUGUUCUAGUGGGAAGUGCUAACGCAGAACAAGCACGAGCUCUACACGCUAGACUAGAAUGUUACAGGGACUUUCAGACCGCCCACCCGAACAGGACGACUUUCACAAGACUUUCUACGCUCUAAAGUCCAGCAGCAACUCAGUUAAAGUGUCUGUCGUUAGAAAGCCUCUGGUGAAGGAUAAGAGUAGUAAAGGUGGAAUGGGCGUAACGAUACUGGAAUACCAAGGAACCCCUGAUACCCAGGCACACGAGAAGCUAGUAACAAGAACAGUAGUCAGAGCACACGUCGGAAAUAACCCCGUCAAAUUCCUCGCUGAUCUUGGAUUUAAAACGGAUUACGAGGUUGUCAUGAAAGGGAAGCGUUAUAGGACUAAACAUAUUGAGACCACCAUAUACAAGGUCCAAAAGGUACCAAAGGCAGGUGACACCAGCAACACCACCGACAUAUCCUCUCAGUGCCUAGUGGAGAUGUCCAUGCAGGUUCACAACUUAGCUGAUCCUACCAUUGUGGAACUCCUGAAUCUAGCUGAGACUCUAAAACCCAUCGUUAAGUUGGAGAAGUAUGAUCCUAACCGAGCAGCCACUAAUAAAUGAGGUUCAUACUUUGUUCACAGUGCCUAAAGUUUUAGUCACUGCUCAAUACUCAGCGGCUCUUGAAAAUCUUCUCGGAAUCUUAUGAUGGCCAAAUAAAAAUGAGAAUAAUGGUGAAUUUGCUAUUAAGAAAUCAACAGACAGUGUGGAUAAUUAUUAUAAAUCCCGUGUCGUAUUAUGAAUUAAGUUUACGAGGUGAUGAAAAGACGUGUAUUAGAUAAUAGAUGUCAUAUAUUAUAUAAUAAUAUGUAUAUUCCAGUAACUUAUCAUUUCGUAUUUGGUUGUACUUUAUUUAUAACAACUAGUUUAAUGUACUAUUAUUGUCAUUGCUUAAAUUAUAUUCUUUAUGAUUCGCUAUUGCCUUGAAAUGUGUUUAAGAAA
Molecule: messenger RNA, 1055 nt
Organism: Bolinopsis microptera
Lineage: Eukaryota; Metazoa; Ctenophora; Tentaculata; Lobata; Bolinopsidae
Product: mediator of RNA polymerase II transcription subunit 18-like
Exons: 5
Coding region: 141-677 (178 amino acids)
Biological process (GO): regulation of transcription by RNA polymerase II; termination of RNA polymerase II transcription
Cellular component (GO): mediator complex; core mediator complex
Molecular function (GO): transcription coregulator activity
Source: RefSeq, a predicted model, not a curated record